Messenger RNA from Drosophila persimilis, 2399 nucleotides. It is a transcript of the gene otp, whose product is annotated as homeobox protein orthopedia. Gene Ontology annotation, biological process: neuron differentiation; regulation of DNA-templated transcription. Gene Ontology annotation, molecular function: DNA binding; DNA-binding transcription factor activity, RNA polymerase II-specific. Lineage: Eukaryota; Metazoa; Arthropoda; Insecta; Diptera; Drosophilidae. The transcript is spliced from 9 exons. The record is from RefSeq and is a predicted model, not a curated record. Bases 418 to 1665 code for a protein of 415 amino acids.
UGGCAAUUUGAGCGUCUCAGCCGUCUACCCUGGUCUGUUCUGGUCAGCCCCGAACUAUGAACUGAACUCUGACCGCUAACCCAACGACUUGCCACACACAUAAAGAGGCAGUAGCAGCAGCAGCAGAAGGCGACGGCGGAGGAGGUCGAUCUCCACGUAGCCACACCCAUUUGGAAACAGCACCAAGAAAUUGAAAUGUGAAUCGAACUGAAGAUGAAGACGAGCAUAAACGUACUGUGAUAGACGAGUAUACGAGCAGAACAUCUCACUGGGAUUCUGCCCCAAACACGUUUCCCGAUUCAAUCAAAUUGAAUUCGGAAUUGAACACUGAAACGAUUGAACCUUCACUAUUCAAGCGGGCUACCAGCAAAAGGCGACAAGCUGUCGACUUUAUCCAUACGCAACUUCUCGGCAAACAUGCUGAACAAUCUUGGGGCCAAUGUGUUGGGCCCCAAGGAUUGUGAUCUGCCCAAGGCCGCACUGACGGCGUUGCACGCGGGCGUUAACAGCUUCGGACAGCUGCCCGGUGCUCCGAAUCUGGCGGAUCUCGGCGGUUCGGGCGGUGGUGGCGUUGGACUGCCAGUUGGAGGUGGCGUGUCACGCCUCCACAUCUCCGGUGGACUGUGCGACAACGCGAACAACAGCGGCAACAACAGCAGCGGCGGAGGCGGAGGUGGUGGCAGCGGCAACACCAACAUGCAGCAACAGGAUCAGCUCCUGGACAAAAACAAACAGAAGAGACACCGCACGCGCUUCACCCCGGCCCAACUAAACGAGCUGGAGCGGUGCUUCUCGAAGACCCACUAUCCGGACAUUUUUAUGCGCGAGGAGAUCGCCAUGCGCAUCGGCCUCACCGAGUCCCGUGUCCAGGUCUGGUUCCAGAACCGACGCGCCAAGUGGAAGAAGCGCAAGAAGACCACCAAUGUCUUCCGCACCCCGGGAGCCCUGCUGCCCUCGCACGGACUCCCGCCCUUCGGGGCUAAUAUCACGAAUAUCGCCAUGGGUGACGGCCUCUGCGGCACCGGAAUGUUUGGCGGCGACCGCUGGAGUGUGGGGGUCAACCCCAUGACAGCAGGCUUUGGCCAGCUGAAUCAGUCGUCGCCGCUAUCUUCCUCGCUGAACAGCGGCCUCAACUCGGGCAUUAACAUGGGCUCCGCCCUGGGGGCGGGCAGCUAUCAGCACUACGGCCUGAAUGCUCUGGGAGACUCCAUGAUGUACCAGCACAGUGUGGGCGGGGUAGCCUGCGGGCCGAGCGGCUCCCCGAGCGCCACAACACCGCCGAACAUGAACAGUUGCUCCUCGGUGACCCCACCGCCAAUCUCCACGCAGCCAAACGCCAGUCAGAACGAGCUGAGCGGCGAGUCGAUGCCGCUCCACCAGCAGCAGCAACAGCAGACUCACCAGCAACAGCAACAGCAGACUCACCAACACUCGCAGAUGGCUCCGCCGACCCCAUCGCAGCAGCAGCAGCAGGAAGGACUCCACUGCCACCAGUCGAUGCAGUCGCCUACAGACGGUGCCACCGACGAGGACGUGUGGCGAGGACAUAGCAUUGCAGCGCUGCGGCGGCGAGCCUCGGAGCUUAACGCCACGGCUAUCCCAUCGUACUUGCACCAUGCCGCAGCCGCCCACAACAACUACGAGCAUCACAAUUCGGUGUACUGAAAUUUGUUGAAAAGCUUUGAAAGCUUUUCGGAUUACGGUUUUACCAAUUGCGGGAACCAUGACUUCUAAGGCCCGAACCCCAACAAUUUGACAACCACUGGCAAUGGAAGCGAAUGGAAGCGAAGCGUUAUAAGAUAACCAAAACCUAUGUUUAGAAUAUUGUACAAUUUAUGUGUUUUCGUUGUUUGUUUCUGAUUUCUUCAUCCAAGGAUGACCGGAGAGGUACCCGGAUUCCCCGGGAAGAGAGUGUAUUUUAGACUUAAAAGACUAUAAUGAAUGUAAACCAUGUAUACGAGAAACAAAACUUGAGAAGGCGGCAACCUAAGAGGAACCCAAGUUGUUAAAAGAAAACCAUCUAUAUGAAUGUAUUCCAAAAUAGAGUCAUAAGCACACGCACAUUCACAUCCACACGGAAAUUAUAACUAUUCCAGCAUAUACAAUAUAUAUAUAGAUACUAAAUAUAACAUUUACUGUAUGAGUAUACGAAAAUUGUAAAAAUUAAAUUGCGGAAUAGAGAGAGUAGUCCUUCGAUGAGUCACAAUAAUUUUUGGCAAGGGAACAUCUCCAAGUUCUCCGCUUAGUUCGUACUUAUUUAAGCAUACUUAUGCCUAGGAGAAGGAGUGUAUGUAAGUAGACCUAUACUUUUGUAAGUGUUGUUGUUUUUGUGUAUUGGCAGUGUUCCGUUCAGUUGCUAUCACUUGAUCUAACCAUACGAUACCAACAUAUGCAAUAUA